CUGAUAACAACAUAGAUCUUCCAAUCACCAUCCACGCAAUGAUUAAUACACCCAAAGAUCCUUUCAUCGCGACAGUGGCAACUGAUGACUCUCCAUGGGCAAGGAACAUCUCAGGGGUGUACAGAAACGUGGUGGCCACGGUGACCAAGUCUCCAUCAUGGAACCAAACUGUGGAUCAAUUCUUGCUGGACACUCAACGUAAAAUCGACUCGAUUCAGUUUGCAAAUGAGUAUAUGAUUGGAGUAAGCUAUGAAAUUGACGAAGAUGGAUGUAACAUAAGCACUGGGCUUUACAAUGGCUACGCCUAUCACAGCAUGCCACUAGCUCUCAACCUUGUCAACAAUGCCCUGCUGAGGUACCUUGCCGGAGACGAGUACUCCAUAUCGGUCAACAACCACCCUUUGCCGUCGUACGAUCGCCACAUGGAUAACGAUCUCAUGGAUGGCGAAGAUGACGUCAGUGGAAAUGAUUCAUGGAAGUGGUGGCCCCCUAUAAUCAAUUUGACCUACACGUGCAUUUUCCUGUGUGUUAUGUCAGCACUUCUUGGCUCCUUCGCCAUCAGCCCGGUUGAAGAACGCACCAACGAGACCAAGCUUCUGCUGUUCGUGUCAGGCUCCACGGGUAUGACGUACUGGUUGUCUAGGUGUUGCUGGGAUAUAACGAUCUAUUCGGUACCUGUCAUAUCGGUGAUUGGCUUGGUAUUAGCUGGACAGACAUGGCCCUUGUACAUAGCCGACAGACAACAAGAAACACUAAUCAUUCUGGUAGUGCUUUUCGGGUGGGCCACUUUACCAUUGACCUACUUGCUGUCGUUUAAAUUUGACACUGGUUUGACUGCCUCGAGGUACAUCAUGAUAAUGUUUACAACAAUAGGCGCCUAUUCUAUCGUCUUGAAAGUUUUGAUCCUCUACAUCGUUCCGUACCGACAACUACAAGUGGCGGAACUGGUGACGUCAUUUUCCUACCCGGAAAUAACAGAUUGGAUCUUCACAGUGUUGUUUCCUCCCUUCAACUUGGUCGGCGGGCUGUUGAACUUCUAUAUCAAUGAUUACAACUCUCGAUACUGCCUCCAUAGCAACACAACUAUGAGCCAAAUUCAGUGCAACCUAGGCAGCUGCGUCGAGUGGAAUAAAAACCAAACCGCCAUUCCCUUAGAAAACAGAACUUUAUACUUCUGCAUGCCACAUGUGAACAACACGCUGUCCUUCCAGAAUCCAGGCUUCGGAAGACACGCCCUCUUUCUCUUCAUCCAAGGUUUUGCCUUCCUCGUCAUUUUGAUCAUCGUUGAAACGCAUGUGCUCACCACGUGGUACAAGGUGCGUCAAACAAAAGGCUUUCGGACCUCUAUCUCAAGCGAGACGUUUCAAUACUCAUACGGAAGCACCAGUCGCUCUAAUAUGACCAAUACACUCAAAAGCGAACAAAGUAAAAUAAAGACUGCCCAGCCCUUUGAUAAGGGUCCAGUUCAAGUGUCAAUACGUAAGGGCGAAGCCAUUGGAAUACUUGGCCUUGAUGACCGCGGCAAAGAAACCCUGUUCAGGAUGCUCACGGGUGAUGUGCUGCCAUCUGACGGCACAUCAUUCCUGGAAGGUGUGACCUUUGACAGUUAUAAUGGAAAACAGGUCCGCCUCCAUGUUGGCUACUGCCCCAAAUCGUGCUCUCUGAUUGGUGAACUGACGUGUCGAGAGAUGCUGUGCCUGAUUGGUCGGUUGCGAGGAGUCACAGAAACUGAUCUGGAGCAUGUGAUUGAUGACGUCAUAGAAUGUUGCCUUCUCACCAGUCAGGCCAGUGACGUCAUAGAUAGUUGCAGUGCUGGGACAAAGCGAAAAUUAAGCACAGCAAUCGCGUUGAUUGGAAAACCAACCAUUAUAUUUCUGGAUGAGCCGACAACAAGUGUUGAUCCAUUGUGCAGGAGAAAGAUAUGGUCAGUUCUGCAAGAAAUACGUCGACAAGGUACAACGCUGGUGCUGACCACCAGCAGCACUGAAGAAAGUGAAAUGCAGUGCACUCGAGUGCCAAUAAUGAUAGACCAGCGCUUUGUCACUAUGGGCAGUCCACAGUCGCUUAAAAAUGUGUACGGGGACGGCGUUAACAUUGAAAUACGUCUGACAGAUGAAGAGGAGAUUGAUACCGAGGAUCUUAUUUCUUUCAUAACUUCGCGACUGCCUGGUGGACACGUGACCAAAGAAAACAACUUUAUUAUAAAUUUUAAAGUCUUAAACGAACAUAUCCGUUGGGGCCAACUCUUUCAAACACUUGAGGAGGCUAGGACCCGCUUUACGAUGGUAGAUUAUAGCAUCCAGCAGUGUACUUUGGAGGCCGCUUUUCUCCAUUUGUCGCGUUCCUUUGUUGCACCUACAAGCGUUGACCACAGCGAAGGAACACGUAGCUUUGUGUUAUAAAGUGUUUUUAUGGCAGACAUAUAAGAGCGUCUGCAUUAGAACAUUCUCUAACCAGUUACCUUUGGGUAUUAUAUUAAAAAAAUGUAAGUUCCGCGUUUUGUUUUCAUUAAAAGGAGCACACCU
Molecule: messenger RNA, 2525 nt
Organism: Lingula anatina
Lineage: Eukaryota; Metazoa; Brachiopoda; Lingulata; Lingulida; Lingulidae
Product: phospholipid-transporting ATPase ABCA3-like
Biological process (GO): lipid transport; transmembrane transport
Cellular component (GO): intracellular membrane-bounded organelle; membrane
Molecular function (GO): ATP binding; lipid carrier activity; ATP hydrolysis activity
Source: RefSeq, a predicted model, not a curated record